This is a messenger RNA of Dichotomopilus funicola, 1071 nucleotides long. Its product is annotated as Polyprenol reductase 2. Gene Ontology annotation, biological process: polyprenol catabolic process; dolichol-linked oligosaccharide biosynthetic process. Gene Ontology annotation, cellular component: endoplasmic reticulum. Lineage: Eukaryota; Fungi; Ascomycota; Sordariomycetes; Sordariales; Chaetomiaceae. Bases 1 to 1071 code for a protein of 356 amino acids. The record is from RefSeq and is a predicted model, not a curated record. The transcript has 2 exons. Gene Ontology annotation, molecular function: 3-oxo-5-alpha-steroid 4-dehydrogenase activity.
AUGAAUUGGCUAGAAUCAAGGCUACCGCCCCUCGUAGCGGCAUUCCCUAGCACCAUCACACCCACCCAAUGCUGUCAGGCCAUUUUCCUCCUCGCGGCCGGGGGCGUGUUGGCGGUAGCGGUCAUGCCGCGCGAUGCAAAGGCCCUCUUGAUGGAUUACGGCGCUCGAAAAGCUCAACAACAACAACAACAGCAGCAGCAGCAGCAGCAAUCGAAACGGCAAGAUAGUCGGGAUCCCGGAGAGCAACAGCAACAGCAACGAUCUCCCACGACAUCACAGCGGGAGGAUACUCGGAGUUACCUCCUUUCCCUUCUUGACGUUCUUACCGCCUGGACACAAGUUCCGCACUCCUGGUUUGGCGCCUUCUAUGCCGUGUCCGUGGCCUGCUCAGUCUUUUGGGCGAUUCAGUACUUCACCGAUGGGACCGUAUUACGGCUUGUUGUGUCCAGCCAAGCCGAGGCACAGGCUGCCGAAUCCCAGCAGCACCAGGCAACAUCGGCAACAUUUGAGCAGGUGACGCUGGGUUGGCUCUUGAUGCUUCUCCAAGGGUCGAGGCGGGUCUUUGAGCACGUAAUGGUGAUUAGGCCAUCAAAGUCAACGAUGUGGGUGGUACACUGGGUGCUGGGGCUUUUGUUUUAUCUGACAAUCAACGUGGCUGUCUGGGUGGAGGGAUCACAUGCCAUCAUGGACCCGCAGGCCCGUCACACAGAUGAUAAUGCGCACGCGCGCUGGAAAAUGGCGGCUGCUAUCCCGGUAUUCCUAUUCGCCUGGGUGAAGCAGUAUCGGUGUCACAAACACCUCGCUGGGCUGAAGAAGUAUUCAUUGCCGGAAGGCGGCAUGUUCCGCCACUACGUUUGCCCGCAUUAUACCUGCGAGUGUCUGCUGUACCUCUCCAUGGCCGUAGCCACAGCGCCUCGCGGGCAGUGGUGGAACCAAACAUUACUGUGUGCGGUGGUUUUCGUCGUAGUGAACCUCGGGGUCACGGCAGCGGGGACUCGGAAGUGGUACGCCGAUAGGUUUGGCGCUGAAUCAGUCGCGAACAAGUGGAACAUGAUUCCCUUGAUUUACUAA